UUCCCUCGCAAGGUGCGCGCGGACAUCGGGGUGCGCAAGCGCGCGCGGGAUCCGGCUACCCGGCUACCUCGCGGCAUGGUCAGGCGCAAUUUCUUCCGAUCGGCGGCGCCAACAAGGAAGAGGAAGAAGAAGCGCCCUGUGGGGGAGGGCGGGGCGCCCGCGAACUCGCCCGCCAACCUGCCACCGCGCGCUGGUGGCCAGGAUUGUCGCAGCGUGGCCGCGGCAGGACAGAGGGCGCAGCGCGUGGCGGCCGGCAGGACUUUGCCGCGCCUGCUACAUUUGAUGCGCGUGAGCUUGCUCCACCGGCCAGAGCGCUGCGUGGAUAGCGCUGAUGGGCUGCGCCCUCAGGGAGGGCUGUUCGGGUACAUCGCCGGCGACCCGGCGUUCAUCGUGGGAACUUUUUCUCGCCGGGGCGUGCCGAUGGCCGACGUCGUCCCGCUGCGUCGCCGAAGCCGGCAGCCCGCCCCCGUGCGCGCGUUGCGCGCGACUUGGGUUGCUCAGUACAAGGAUCUGCACGCGGUGAAGCAGUCCGAGAUUUCCAACGUCGGGGUGCAUUUCCAGGCGGCGCCGCGCAGCGGCGGCCAGCGGUCGAGCCUCCAUUUCACCUCCUGGCGCGACGAGGCCGGCUGCGACAAAGCGCUGGCGCAACUCAGUCGCACCCUGGCGGCGCUGUGGGACGUCGCGCGCGACCGUGCCCAGGCGCGCCAGAGGGGGCCUGGGUUCCGCAACGUCUGCGUGGCUCGCCCUGCCGCCGUAGAUGCGCACGUGGCAGAGGCCGCGGCCAGGGGCGAGCGCCAUUGCACUGCUCCCCGGGCCGACCAGUCCAAGACGCAGUUCGUCCUGGACCUCCCCUUGCCACUCCAGCUUGAGACUAAGAAGCACGCCCUCAUCCUCGCCACGCGCGUCUUCCUGCUGCACUUGCUCCAGAACUUCAGCGAGGCAUUCUGCGGUCGGGCCUCUCGCCGAGCAAUUGCUGAGUACUACAGUGCAAAUUGCUUGGCUUUCUCAGUGGGCUCGCGCGCGCUGUGGUACUUGUCGGCAGUGCCCAGCAAUGAUGCGCUGAGGGCUUUCAUCUGCGACGCCUUAGAGAAUUACCUGGGCCCGCUGGUUGAGCACAUGCGGAAACACGUCAACCUCUACAGCGGCUCCGUCGUCAGAGGGGGCGGCAAUUGGGACCUCGCCGCCCGCGUCCGCAACGACCAGGGGCGUGAGUUUAGCGUGAUACUGGUGUGGAUUGGCGUGGACGGCGCGCUCCUCAAGCCCGUCAUUGCCAGCAAGACCGAGGACCUUGUCGACCUGCUCCCCGACCUCGACGACGUCGUCUCCAGCCUCAAACGUGACCGCCAAGAAGCGGGCUUGGGCCUGGCCGCCAGCGCGCCGAUGUGCCAUUGCACGGACGUGUACGGCAAACAUCGACUCAAGCUCGCCGAGUUCUACAUGGGCAAGUACCCCGAGCAGACGACUAUCGCA
Molecule: messenger RNA, 1470 nt
Organism: Prorocentrum cordatum
Lineage: Eukaryota; Dinophyceae; Prorocentrales; Prorocentraceae
Source: the annotation of a GenBank genome assembly